Apis mellifera (honey bee) is the source of this 1613-nucleotide messenger RNA. Its product is annotated as probable cytochrome P450 6a14. NCBI's taxonomy places the organism in Eukaryota, Metazoa, Arthropoda, Insecta, Hymenoptera, Apidae. The record is from RefSeq and is a predicted model, not a curated record. Gene Ontology annotation, molecular function: heme binding; monooxygenase activity; oxidoreductase activity, acting on paired donors, with incorporation or reduction of molecular oxygen. The transcript has 6 exons. Bases 76 to 1581 code for a protein of 501 amino acids.
AUAAUAAUUAAAAUUUAAGCAAACAACAAAUUAUAAUAAUUUGUCCAAAUUUGUGAUUCGCCAAAUAUUAAAAAAAUGUUCAUCAAUCUGGAAACACUUUGUGGAUUCGUAAUAGUGCUUAUUGCGUUUUAUUAUUAUUUAACGAUUAACAACAAUUUCUGGAAAAAUCGUGGCAUACCUGGACCAAAACCCACCAUUGGUUUCGGAAAUAUGUGGACAGUAAUGUUUGGAAAGGAAUCGUUUUCACAAUUGCUUACUACGAUAUACAAUAAAUAUAAGGACGAACCGAUGAUUGGGAUAUUUUUUAGAAGAAGGCCUGUCCUGCUCCUCAAAGAUUUUGAUCUCAUCAAAGAUGUUUUGAUUAAAGAUUUUUCCAAAUUCGCGAAUCGAGGAUUUUUAAAAACGAAUCCAAAAGUUCCGUUGACUAACCACCUUUUCGCUCUGGAAGUGAAAAGAUGGCGACCGCUGAGGAAUCAUCUCUCCCCGGUAUUUACAUCGGGCAAACUGAAAGGAACGUUCGCGCAAAUUCUUAACUGCUCCAAUGAUCUUGUGACUCAUAUAGACACUUUAUCGAAGAUGGAAGACUCUAUAAACAUGCGUGAAGUUGCUGCCAAAUUCACCACCGACGUAAUCGGAAGCUGCGUCUUUGGGAUCAAGAUGAAUUCAUUGUCGGAAAUAGAGAAUGAAUUCCGUCGAAUUGGUAGAAACAUAUUUGCCACUAAUUUUACAAAUAUAUUGAAGAUUAGGUUGCUACAAAGCACGCCCUUCCUUCAUUCCUUGCUCUGCAAAAUAUUGCCCGACGAGGAAAUGGAAAUGUUUAUGAGAAUUACCAAGGAGACGAUGGAAUAUAGAGAGAAGAACAACCUCGUCAGGCCGGAUUUUAUGAAUAUACUUCUGGAGCUUAAGAAACACCCCGAAAGGAUUGCUGAUAUUGAAUUAACGGAUGAUCUGUUAGCCGCACAAGCAUAUAUUUUCUUUGCGGCUGGUUUCGAAACCUCUUCGACGACAAUAUCCAACGCUCUGUACGAAUUAGCUUUGAAUCACGAUAUGCAAGACAAAUUGCGAGAAGAAAUUAAGGAAUUCGAGGCAAAGAAUGACGGAGAGUGGAGGUAUGAAACCAUUAAAGAGAUGCAAUAUCUGGGAAAAAUAUUUCAAGAAACGUUAAGAAAGUAUCCAGCAUUGUCAUUUUUGAGCAGGGAAUCAAUCAUCGACGAUUAUACAUUUCGCGAUACUAAAUUAACGAUUUCCAAAGGUACAUUGGUCUGGAUACCCGUUUUUCCCAUUCAUCACGAUCCAAAUAUUUAUCCAGACCCAGAAAAGUUUGAUCCUGAACGAUUUACCGAGGAUAAGAUAAAGGAAAGGAAUCUCAUGCACUACUUCCCUUUUGGACACGGGCCAAGAAACUGUAUAGGUGCACGUUUUGCAAUCUAUCAAACAAAAAUUGGUCUGAUAAAAAUCCUCCGUAAUUACAAGGUUGAUGUUUGCUCUAAAACAUUAAUUCCUUAUAAAUAUGAUCCAUUUUCGUUUAUCUUAGUACCGUUAGGCGGCUUGUAUUUGAAAAUAACCAGGAUACAAGAUUGAAUAUUUAUUAUUAUUUAUAUAAAUAUUUAUAU